Molecule: messenger RNA, 1956 nt
Organism: Anthostomella pinea
Lineage: Eukaryota; Fungi; Ascomycota; Sordariomycetes; Xylariales; Xylariaceae
Source: the annotation of a GenBank genome assembly
AUGCUUGUGGAUAUCAUGUUGGCUCUUGUCGAACAUCACAACGUGGCCCAACUGAAUACUCAUGAUACGCACUUUCGCCAUCUUUGCACAGUGUAUCCGUAUAUUCUUUUGGUGUUCGCUUUUGCCAGCGUUGCUGACGCGCAGGAAUUUGUACCAACGCCACGGGACAUGAUCCGGCUUUCGUCGACGCUAUUUCCGGGCGCUGAAAUCUCAUUCAAAAAGACCAGCGUCUGCGAGACGACAGAAGGCGUCGAAGCAUAUAGCGGUUAUGUGACCCUGCCCAAGGAUAUGCUACCCGAUGCCAGUAAUUGGCGCGAUAAAAAGGCUGCACACCUGUUCUUCUGGUACUUUGAGGCUCGAGAAGACCCCAAGAAUGCGCCGACCUCGAUCUAUCUCGGCGGUGGGCCAGGAGCGACAUCCUUUGACGAAAUGUCCGACUUUCCUUGCUUCUUCAACCCAGACGGCAACUCUACCACCAUCAAUGAGUUCUCCUGGAAUGACAAAGUCAACAUGCUCUACAUUGACCAGCCGGUUCUCACGGGGUUCUCGUACGUUUCACUAGUCAACGGAACACUCGGCUUCGUGGCACAGGAGUUCGUGCCACUCGAUGAUGGCGAGAGACUACCAAAGCUAAACGUGACAUUGCGUCAAGCAACCCUCGACCCGAGUGAGCCCUCUACGGUGACAAACACCACAGCUAGUACUGCCAGGACUAUCUGGACCUUUUCUCAAGUCUGGUUCAACGAGUUCCCUCAUUGGAAAACAGGCAGCACCGAAGUAUCCCUGUGGGCAGUUUCGUACGGAGGCUUUUACGGUCCUGGGAUAUUCGAACAUUUCCUGGAGCAGAACCACCUCAUCGAGGCCGGCGAGCCGACUCUCGCUAAUGCUACCACUUUUGACCUCGCCACUCUUGGUCUCGCAGAUGCCUGCAUGGACGCCAGGGCCAUGGGGAAGGGGUAUCCAACGUUCGCCUUCAAUAACACUUACGGACUCGAAAUCUACCCCGAGCAGGUGUACGAUAUGGUCAUGGGCAACAUUACGGAGCCUGAGACUGGAUGCUACGCUUUGAUCGACAACUGUCGGGCGCUUGCUGCCGAGGGGGACCCCCUCAGCUUCGGAAACAACCAGACUGUCAACGAGGCCUGUGUAGCAGCAACGAACGUCUGCUGGGGUGUAGUACAAGGGACGUACGGUGCCCUCUCAGAUCGAGCCGCCUUCGACGUUACCGCACUCAAUAUCUCAGUUUACCCUAUUCCUUACAAGGACGUCUUCCUCAACCAACAAUGGGUCCAACAAGACCUGGGUGUGCCUCUUAACUUCACGCCAUCGUCGAAUCUGGUUGUCCAGGCAUUUUUUGGACUGACAGGAGACCCUAUGAGACGCAGUCUUCAUUCGUUGGAGAAGGUCCUCGACACGGGUGUUAAUGUUGCGCUCAUGUACGGAGACCGCGACUACCGCUGCAACUGGUAUGGAGGUGAGAACGUCAGCUUAUCACUCGACUUCGCUUCUGCUGAGGGCUUCCGCGCCGCUGGCUACGAACCCAUUGCGACCAACUCCUCCUACCAGGGUGGCCUUGUUCGCGAACAUGGCCCACUGUCGUUCUCUCGCGUCUUCCAAGCUGGCCACGGUGUCGCAGGCUACCAGCCGGAGACUCUAUCCAGGAUCUUUGAGCGAGCCAUGUUCGGCCGCGAUGUGGCAACCGGAAAUACGAGCCUCGCCCAAACCACCGAUUACUCUACCCAAGGUCCUGGCACGGUCUACGACGUCCUCAAUGUGUUACCUGAGCCAAAAGAGAGCACCUGCUUUGUCGUUGAUGCACCUUUCACUUUCACGAAUGAACAGCUGUCAGCAUUAAUAGACGGGAGUGCUGUAGUUCGGGAUUGGGUAGUAGUCGAGCCACAAGGAGCACUGCCCAAGCCUCUCGAAUCGAAGAACCAAUGUCCUUCGGGGAGAUAA